Molecule: messenger RNA, 861 nt
Organism: Volvox carteri f. nagariensis
Lineage: Eukaryota; Viridiplantae; Chlorophyta; Chlorophyceae; Chlamydomonadales; Volvocaceae
Exons: 6
Coding region: 1-861 (286 amino acids)
Source: RefSeq, a predicted model, not a curated record
AUGAAUCGUGGCAUGGAUCGUGGCAUAUCGAUCGAUGUACAUAUUAGCUUUCUAGGCUUUCUAGAGGAGUCAGGGUCGCCAAACGUCCCUCACAUAAGCUUUACGACUAGAACAAUUGCCAACAGGCCACGGGUUCUCAAGCACCUUGCUGUCGUCCCUCCCUCCCGCACACUAGCUAGGCUGCCCUGUCGUCCUCAUCUCGGCCAGCUCGCCGGGCUCCCGUGCGGCGGCCUCAACGGCAGCGCUGCGGGUGCACUGAUGUCCGUGGCGCUGCUGCUACCGCUGCUGGUGCUCCUGAACACACAAAUGGCAGUUGCUAAGGGUGCCCAGGCCGCCCAGAGCGCCCAGGGCAGUGAUGUGCGGAGUGCAGUGUGCGUGCUGGUGGGGGAGUGUCGGACCGCCAUGCCCGCAUUUAUAGGCAACCAAUUUAACUCGCAGGACCGCCAUGCGGUUUUGCUGCUACUUCGGCAACUCCUCGCUGGGCUACCUGAAGUACUGGCGGUCAUGAAAGCAUGGCCCAAGCUGGCGGUCAUGAAAGCAUGGCCCAAGCUGGCGGUCAUGAAAGCAUGGCCCAAGCUGGCGGUCAUGAAAGCAUGGCCCAAGCUGGCGGUCAUGAAAGCAUGGCCCAAGCUGGCGGUCAUGAAAGCAUGGCCCAAGCUGGCGGUCAUGAAAGCAUGGCCCAAGCUGGCGGUCAUGAAAGCAUGGCCCAAGCUGGCGGUCAUGAAAGCAUGGCCCAAGCUGGCGGUCAUGAAAGCAUGGCCCAAGCUGGCGGUCAUGAAAGCAUGGCCCAAGCUGGCGGUCAUGAAAGCAUGGCCCAAGCUACGGGAUCUUGUUCAGCUAUCCAGCACAGCAGAGGAGUAG